This is a messenger RNA of Danaus plexippus (monarch butterfly), 1818 nucleotides long. RefSeq names its product myrosinase 1-like. The record is from RefSeq and is a predicted model, not a curated record. Bases 125 to 1651 code for a protein of 508 amino acids. Gene Ontology annotation, biological process: carbohydrate metabolic process. NCBI's taxonomy places the organism in Eukaryota, Metazoa, Arthropoda, Insecta, Lepidoptera, Nymphalidae. The transcript has 6 exons. Gene Ontology annotation, molecular function: beta-glucosidase activity.
UAAAACAAUUCAUUUUGAAUACUGAGUAGUCAAUCUUAUGCACGAAUUUAUCUCAUUCGGAACACCGAUCCCACAGCUGAUAGGAUGUUUCUAAGUAACAUACGAGGUGCUUGGACGUGUGGAUAUGAAGUUGUUAUCAUUUCUUUGCUUGUUAAUCGGCAGCCAUGCUCAAGAAAGAAGAUUUCCUGAGGACUUCAUGUUCGGGGCUGCCACAUCAGCAUAUCAGAUAGAAGGAGGAUGGAGCGCCGAUGACAAAGGCGAGAAUAUAUGGGAUCGUUUGACUCACACCAACCCUAACGUAAUCAAGGAUGUGAGCAAUGGUGAUGUUGCAGCCGACACAUACAAUAACUACAAACGUGAUGUGGAGGUGAUGAGGGAGUUGGGGCUAGAUGCUUACAGGUUCUCUCUCUCCUGGUCUAGAAUACUACCCAAUGGCCUGGCCAACAAAGUCAGCGAUGCCGGGGUUGAGUUUUACAACAACUAUAUAGAUGAAAUGAUCAAAUACGGUAUAACGCCCAUGGUCACUCUGUUCCACUGGGACUUGCCACAGAAGUUACAAGAUUUGGGAGGAUUCAUGAAUCCAUUAUUCCCAGAGUGGUUUGAAGACUACGUCCGUGUGGUCUUUGGAAAGUUUGGAGACAGAGUCAAGCACUGGAUUACUUUCAAUGAACCAAAAGAGUUUUGUCAUCAAGGUUAUGGCAGUGCGACCAAAGCUCCACUUUUAAAUAUAACUGAUAUUGGUACUUACUAUUGCGCUCGAACUCUACUCCUCGCCCAUGCUCGGGCGUACAGGGUUUAUAAAAACGAAUUCAAGAAAUCUCAAGGCGGUGUGUGUGGUAUUGCCAUCAGUGUAGGAUGGUAUCUACCACUAACUGAUUCUGAACAAGAUAAGUUUGCUGCUGAAAUUAAAAGACAAGCGGACUUCGAUCUCUACAUAAAACCGAUAUAUUCGAAGGAAGGAGGUUUUCCGAAGGAGAUUGUUAAAAUUGUUGCAGAGAAAAGCGCUAAUCAGGGUUACCUACGAUCUCGUUUACCAAAUUUCACUGAUGAAGAAAAAGAACUUAUACGAGGUACUGGUGACUUCAUUGGAGUAAACCAUUACACCAGCAGCUUUGUGUCUGCCACGGAAUACAAGAUAAUUCAUCCAGUGCCAUCUUUAUACGACGACAUUGAUGUUGGGUCUUACGCACCCCCGGAGUGGCCAAAAUCUGCGUCUGCGUGGUUAGUUCAAACACCUAACAGUCUUUACGAUGCCUUGAUAAAUCUUCACAAGAGGUACAACGGUCCAAUAUUUUAUAUCACGGAGAACGGCUGGUCCUCGCCUCAGGAAGCUGAUAUCCUCGAUGAUGAUAGAAUUAGAUACUACCGUGCUGCGCUAAACGAUGCUCUUAAAGCCAUAGAAGAUGGAGUGGAUCUGCGAGGAUUCAUGGCUUGGAGCUUGAUGGAUAAUUUUGAAUGGUUUGAGGGUUACGGAGCGAGAUUCGGCCUGUAUCGUGUCAACUUCUCAAGCCCAGGUCGUGAGAGAACUCCUCGUAAAUCAGCCUUCGUUUACAAACAGAUCAUCAAGAGUCGGAUGAUUGAUGAAGAAUAUGAACCUGAUACCCUGGACAUGAGCAUUGAUGAAGGGAACCGAUCUUUUUACACAGACUGAUAUAAUAGUUUUUUGCAAUAAAUAUGCUUACAGUAGAAUCUUAUUUUUAUUUGCAAUUUGAUUUUUACAAAUAUAUUGAUGAUCGUAAUUAUUAAGGAAGUUUUGAUUGUUUUGAUGAGAACCUACUUGAGAAAAUUGUUUAGAGAAUAUAUGCUAUAAAUUUUUGA